This is a messenger RNA of Chroicocephalus ridibundus (black-headed gull), 527 nucleotides long. RefSeq names its product COP9 signalosome subunit 9 (gene COPS9). Gene Ontology annotation, biological process: negative regulation of protein neddylation. The transcript is spliced from 3 exons. Bases 76 to 249 code for a protein of 57 amino acids. The record is from RefSeq and is a predicted model, not a curated record. Lineage: Eukaryota; Metazoa; Chordata; Aves; Charadriiformes; Laridae.
GCGCAGAGCGGCCGCCGCCGCCCGCCCUCAAACCGGAAGUAGUCCCCGCGGAGGGGAAGAGGGGAGGGCGCCGCCAUGAAGCCGGCGGUGGACGAGAUGUUUCCUGAGGGAGCCGGCCCUUACGUGGAUCUCGAUGAGGCAGGGGGAAGCACGGGGCUGCUGAUGGACCUGGCCGCCAACGAGAAAGCGGUGCACGCCGACUUCUUUAACGAUUUUGAAGAUCUCUUUGAUGAUGAUGACAUCCAGUGAACUUAGUUGUCCAGCCAUGCAGUGCUGAGAUGUGGAUUUUUCUCUAGCAUCGCCUGUGGUGUCCAUUAUUUAUUAAAAUGAUGAAAACAGGAAAAUCAUGGCGGGGGGGCCAGGGGGGUGGAACUGAGUAAGCUGCUUGGGGAGUAUGAAAGCCAGAUGGUUAAAGGUAACUAAGGAGGGAAUUGUGGACUGUUACUUCUAGGAAGGUCUGUGUAGAUUUUUCUUAAAACUUUGUUUGCUGAUGUGCUCAUUCAAUAAAAUACUAAAAAAAAGCAGAA